UCCUGGGGGGCUGCAGGCUCAGCCCGGUGCCCUGGCCCUCGCCACCGCCCCGCACGCGGGAAGAUGCCCCGGGGGUUUCUGGUGAAGCGGAGCAGGAGGGCGGGCGGCUCCUACAGGGUGCGCCGCCAGGAGAGGGACCCCCAGCAGCCUCUGCAGGUGCCCCCCGCCCAGGAGCCCCCGCUGGCCGGCCCACCCGUGUCCCCGCUCCCCAAAGCCGCUCCGGAGGAGCGGGAGCCGGUCGCCCCGCCGCCGAGCCCGGAGCCAGCUCCUGGGACAGCCACUUGUCGGCCAACUCCGCCCGAGGGACCGGCCGCCUGGGGUGCGGGGGGCGCCUGCAGCGCGGCGGGGCUGAGGAAGGCUUUCUUCGAGCGCUGCCUCAGCUCGCCCGCCUCCGCCGAGUCCUUCCCGCCCGCCGAGAGGCUCCUGCUGCCGCCCCGCACGCCCCUCCCCGCGCCGGGCGGCCGGCUGGCCCAGGAGCCGCUCUGCCCGGCGCUGAAGCGGCCGCCCCGGGCCAAGGCGCCGGCCAAGAAGCCCAAGGCCCUGCGGAAGCUCAGCUUCGCCGACGAGGUGACCACGUCGCCCGUGCUGGGGCUGCGGAUCAAGGCGGAAGGGCCGGAGGGCCGGGCCGGCCCCCCCGCGGGCGGGCGCACGCCGCUGGGCGAGUUCAUCUGCCAGCUGUGCAAGGAGCAGUACGCGGACCCGCUGGCGCUGGCCCAGCACCGCUGCUCGCGCAUCGUGCGCGUCGAGUACCGCUGCCCCGAGUGCCACAAGAUCUUCAGCUGCCCGGCCAACCUGGCCUCGCACCGCCGCUGGCACAAGCCCCGCCCCGCCGCCGGCCCGGGCGCCAAGAAGCCCUCGGGCGCCCCGUGCCCCUCUGAGGGGAAGGAGAACAGCAGCGAGCCGCGCCCCGCAGCCCCCGAGGGGCCGCGCCAGCCGCCGCCGCCGCCCGAGCAGGAUCAGCACCCCAGCGCCGCGGACAGCUCCUGCUGCCGAGACCUGAAGUCCGCCGGCCAGAGCGCCCUGUGCGGGGCGGGCAGCGAGGGGCUGAGGGAGGCGGCCCCUCCGGGCCCGAUCCCCGGCGGCAACGAGGUCUUCGUCUGCCCCUACUGCCACAAGAAGUUCCGCCGCCAGGCUUACCUGCGCAAGCACCUCAGCACCCACGAGGCGCCCCGGCCGGCGGCCUACAGCCCCCUGGAGCGGGGCCAGAUCACCUUCCCCUGCCACCUGUGCGGGGCCCACUUCCCCUCGGCGGACAUCAGGGACAAGCACCGGCUGUGGCACGCCGUGCGGGAGGAGCUGCUGCUGCCCAUGGUGCAGCCCGAGAGCAGUGCCACGGAAGGGGAGCAGCAGAUCUUCUCCUGCAAGCACUGCCCUGCUACCUUCUUCAGCUCGCCGGGGCUCACCAGGCACAUCAACAAGUGCCACCCCACGGAGAACAGGCAGGUCCUUCUGCUCCAGAUGGCGGUCAGACCAGGCUGCUAAUGAGGCAAAGAGCAUCAGUACAAAAUCAUCACACAGGAUGCCUGUAAGCGAUCCAUUUCAGCGCCCAGGAUUCCAAGCGGCUACGAUCCUGAAUCCCCUCUUUCUCAAUUAACUCAAACUCCAUCCCUUCUACUGAUGUUGUGAACAUUAGCCAGCUUAAAAGUCGACACAAUCCUUCUAGGAUGUUGCUAAAGAGCAGAUAAGCACCCCUCCUAUAUUGACACAUAAUAUUAAGUUUGCAGUAUUAUAGCCAUCUGGGUCCCAGGAUAUUAGAGAGACAAGGUGGAUGAUGCAUCUUUUAUUAGACCCGCUUCUGUUAGUGAGAGACAAGCUUUUAAGCCCCAAAGAGCUUUUCUUCAGGUCUGGGAAAGGUUCUCUAUGUCACAGUUAAAUAUAAGUUGAAACGGAUUGUUUAGCAUAAGUCGUUAACACACAUUCUAAGGGACCAUUCAAGGUGAAGUGGCCUGUUGAAAAAUAAGAUUCUCUCACCCACCUUGUCUCUCUCUAUAUUAAUAAGUGCAUUGACAAUAUAUUUCCUCACGUUGAAGGGAUCUGUCUGAAUGUUUUAGAACAUCACAUUCAGAGUGCAAAGAUAGUGAUAUUUCCUCUUGAAUCUCUGCAUACAAAUACUUAUUUCAAAAUAGGAUGGUAACUUAGGCAAAGUUGAUAUUUGAAUAAAGUAUUUAAAACAAAACUAAUCCUUUUCCUGAAGCUAGCUGGGGAAUGGGUUAGCAGGUGAUUUUGUAUAGACUAAUGGAUUAAAAUAAUCAGCUCCUGUACCCUCUCAAAUGAGCAGAAGAAUCAAUUUAAAAUAGCUGGAUUGGCUUCCUCUACAGUAAUUAUUUCUUCACAGUUUAGUAUCUCUUUAUAAACCAAUAUAAAGUAUGAAGACAUGGAGUAGUGAGACUUGUAUAACAAAAGAUUAAAGAUACAAUGCUACUUUCCUGAGUACAAAUAUGCAUGAGAGGGGUGUUUCUCUUGUUUGGCCCAAGAACUCAGAAGAGUCAAUCUAUAAACAGGGGGAAACUGUCACACAAAACUCCUGCUGAAGCAAAACUUCCAGCUCAACAACACUUUUUGUCAGAACUUAUCUGAACGGUGCUAUUAUUUCAUAAGUGCAUCUUUGCAGUGAUCUGUUGAGAAACAAAAGGUGCUUUGGUAAUUUGGGAUUCCAGGAAGGCUUUUAAAAAGUAUCAAAAGUCUAAGGGGGGGGGGGUUAAACAAAUCUAAUUAAUUUCCUUAAAGUAAAUUCUCCCUUGGAGAAACUCACUUAAUAAAUGAGGUUAUUGCACCACCAGCCUUAAUCUUUGCUCGUACAAUCAAAUAUAAUGAACUAAGAACAGACUAUAACCAUAUAAUGACCACCAAAUGCUGUUCCUGCAACUAGCUAAGGGCACACAGCUCACACAGAAAGAUGUUCUCAUAGGUGCUUUGUAUUAUUUGACCUGCUUUAGGUACUGCAUAUUAGUCUAGUGGCUCUGGGGAAGAGUUUUAAGAGGAUGUGUGUUGGAAGCACUACAAGGGGCUAAGGCUAGAGAUCUAAGAAUUUACACCAAAUUUAGUAAGGAUGAAAACAAAAUCACACAUCACACCAACCCUUCCAAAACCCUCUAAUUUAUCUGAUAACAGACUAAGCCACUCUUAUUGAUUUGAAUAACAAGAGUCCAAUCUCUGCAGAGGAAUAAAUAAUAUAAAGAAGGUGGUA
Messenger RNA from Mauremys mutica (yellowpond turtle), 3187 nucleotides. RefSeq names its product INSM transcriptional repressor 2 (gene INSM2). The record is from RefSeq and is a predicted model, not a curated record. Bases 64 to 1482 code for a protein of 472 amino acids. The transcript is spliced from 2 exons. Lineage: Eukaryota; Metazoa; Chordata; Testudines; Geoemydidae. Gene Ontology annotation, cellular component: nucleus; transcription repressor complex. Gene Ontology annotation, molecular function: DNA-binding transcription repressor activity, RNA polymerase II-specific; RNA polymerase II cis-regulatory region sequence-specific DNA binding. Gene Ontology annotation, biological process: regulation of cell cycle process; neuron differentiation; negative regulation of transcription by RNA polymerase II.